AUGGAGGCGAACGUGAGCGACGAGAGCGGCCCGUUCCAGGCGUACCCCUUCGAUUUCCUGGAUUUCCUGACGCACCAGCAGCGCCCGGAGCCCCCCGAGCCCUUCGAGCCGCCCCCCAAGGCGCUGCCGCUGCCCCCUCCCCACUUCGAGUACCCCCUCCCCGCCGGCGCCCCCCCGUUCGAGCGCAGCCCCCUCCCCAAGCACAAACCCGAGCCCCCCCCGCCCCCUUCCUCCUCAUCCUCCUCCUCCCCCCCACCCCAAAAAAACCCGAGGGGUCCCUCGGGGGGGGGUCCCUGGGGGGGGCGUCCCUGGGGGGGUCCCCGUUCCCCCCCCCGCCUCUGCCGCCCCCUCCCCAACCCCUGUUCGAGGCUGGGGGCGCCUUCCCCUCCCCCCAGUGGGGCAUCGUGGACCUGUCGGGCCACCAGCACCUUUUUGGGGCCGGGGGGCUCAAGCGGGGCCCGGCCCCGCCCUCCGGGACCCCCGCCCCGCCCGGGGCCCCCCCCCGAGGCCAAGGAGGAGCGCAGCUACUUCCGGCGCCUCAAGUACCUGGUGGAGCGGCGCUUCACCUGCGCCGCCUGCCCCAAGCCCUUCCGGCCGGCCUCGCACCUGCCGCAGGUGCAGGCCGCGGGGGGCGGGGCCGAGGGCGGGGCGCGGCCCUACGAGUGCCGCACCUGCGGCCGCACCUACAGCCACGGCUCCAGCCUGGUGCGGCACCGGCGCUGCCACCGCGAAGGGCGGGAGGCCAGGGCGGCGCCGGGGGCGGGGCCCGCCGGGACCACGCCCAACGGGGGCGGCGCCGUGGCCAACGGGGUCGGUGCGGCGGCCAGUGUCAACGCGGCGGCCAACGGGGUCAACGUGGCACCCAACGGGGUCAACGCGGCACCCAACGGGGUCAACGCGGCACCCAACGGGGUCAACGCGGUGGCCAAUGCAGUCAACUCGUUGGCCAACGUCAACGGGGUCAACACGGUGGCCAACGUCAACGCAGUGACCAGUGGGGUCAACGUGGUGUCCAACGGGGUCAACGCAGUGGCCAGCAUGAACUCUGCAGCCAACGGGGUCAACGUGGUGGCCAACGGGGUCAACGCAGUGACCAGUGGGGUCAACGCAGUGACCAGCAUGAACUCUGCGCCCAACGGGGUCAACGUGGUGGCCAACGGGGUCAACGUGGUGGCCAGCAAGGUCGGUGUGGCGGCCAACAUCAACACGCCACCCAACGGGGUCAACGCGGUGGCCAACGUCAACGUGGCGGCCGGCGGGGCCAACGUGGUGGCCGGCGAGGUCAGUGUGGUGGCCAGCGUCAACGCGGCGGCCACCGAGGUCAACGCGGCCAACAGAGUCAACGUGGCGCCCAACGGGGUCAACGCGGUGGCCAACGCCAGCGUGAUGGCCAACGGGCUGAACGCGGCGGCCGCCAGGGUCACCGCGGCCAACGGGCUCAACGUGCUGGCCACCGUCAACGGGGGCAGCCCCUUGACCGUGGCGGUCAACGCCGUGUCCGGCGGGGUCACCGCGGCCUCCAGCGGGGUCGUGGCCGGCGCGGCCGCGGCGCCCAACGGCGUCGGCGCCCUGGCCGCCCCCCUGGCGCCGGCGGGCGUGCCGGGCGCGGUGCUGCCGGUGCCCGCCGGGGGGGUGCUGCUGGCGCCCGUGGGCGUGCUGCCGGCGGCGGGGGCGGCGGGCGAGGGGCCGUUCCCGUGCCCGCUGUGCUGGAAGGCCUUCAAGAAGCCGAGCCACCUGGCGCAGCACCAGAUCAUCCACACGGGCGAGAAGCCGUUCGCCUGCGCCGCCUGCGGCCGCGCCUUCAACCGCCGCGAGAGCCUGACGCGCCACGUGCGCACCACGCACGCUGCGCCCGCGCGCCGCCUGCCCUGCCCCGUCUGCGGCAAGGAGUUCCGCGACGCCGCCUACCUGCUGCGCCACCAGGUGAGCCACGGCGCGCCGCGCCCCGCCCACCGCUGCGACGUCUGUGGCAAGGCCUACGCCGCGCCCCAGAGCCUGCUGCGCCACCGCCGCGCCCACGCCGGGGACGGCGCCAACACCGGCGCCGCCGCCAACGCCGCCGGGAGCGCCGCACCCGCCGGGGGGCGGAGCUUCGGCUGCCAGGUGUGCGGGCGCGCCUUCGGGCGGCGCGAGACGCUGCGGCGGCACGAGCGCAUCCACACCGGGGAGAAGCCGCACGAGUGCGCCGUCUGCGGGAAGCGCUUCCGCGAGUCCUUCCACCUGCGCAAGCACCGCGUGGUGCACACCCGCGAGCGGCCCUACCGCUGCGAGCUCUGCGGCAAGGCCUUCGGCUACCCGCAGAGCCUGACGCGGCACCGCCAGGUGCACCGCGGCGCCGCGCCCGCCGCGCCCGCCGGCCCCGAGGCGGCGCCGGCGCUGGGCUGCGGCGCCUGCGGGCAGCGCCUCCCCGACCUGCUGCGCGCCGUGGCGCGCAAGGACCCGGCCGCCGGCGCGCCCGAGCGGCCGCAGGGCUGCGACACCUGCGGGCAGGUCUUCGGCUUCCUGGAGAACCUGGUGUGGCACCGCCUGGUGCAGGCGGCCGCGCCCCCGGCCCCGCCCGCGCCGCCCGCGGCCGGCGAGGCCCCGGCGCGGCCCGAGGAGCCGCCGGCGGCGCCCAGCGCGCGGCGCUUCGCCUGCGGCACCUGCGGGCGCGGCUUCCGGCGGCUGGCGGCGCUGGUGACGCACAGGUACGCGCACCUGGCGGGGCGGCGGCGCUGCGGGGCGUGCGGGCGGCGCUGCGCGGGCGCCCGGGAGCUGCUGCGGCACCGGCGGCGGCACCUGCGGCGGCGCCCCGCGCCCUGCGGCGCUUGUGGCCGGCGCUUCUGGGCGGCCGCGCUGCUGCGGCGGCACCGGCGCUGCUGCCCCGCCCGGCGCCGCCCGCCCCGCCGCCGCACCUGCGGCCACGCCCGCCGCGCCCGGCCGCCGCCCCCGCGCUGCCCGCUGUGCGCCCGGCGCUGCGCCCACGCCGCCGCCCUGGCCGAGCACCUGCGGCGGCACCGCCCGGCGCGCCCGCGGCGCUGCCGCACCUGCGGGGAGAGCUUCCGCUUCCGCGGGAACCUGCUGGAGCACCGGCGGCGCCACCUGGGCGAGCAGGUGUACCGCUGCGAGCGCUGCGGCAAGAGCUUCUUCUACCUGGGCUCGCUGGCGCGGCACCUGCGCGGGCACGAGCGGCGGCCGCGCUGCCCCCGGUGCCGCCGGCGCUUCGCCCGCGCCGCGCUGCUGCGGCGGCACCGCUGCCGGCGGGGCGGGGCCGCGGCGGGGGCGGGGCACUGAGGGCGCAGGUGCCA
Messenger RNA from Haemorhous mexicanus (house finch), 3287 nucleotides. RefSeq names its product zinc finger protein 865 (gene ZNF865). The record is from RefSeq and is a predicted model, not a curated record. Lineage: Eukaryota; Metazoa; Chordata; Aves; Passeriformes; Fringillidae. Gene Ontology annotation, molecular function: RNA polymerase II cis-regulatory region sequence-specific DNA binding; DNA-binding transcription activator activity, RNA polymerase II-specific. Gene Ontology annotation, biological process: regulation of transcription by RNA polymerase II. Gene Ontology annotation, cellular component: nucleus.